GUCUGCUCGCCGGUCAAAACCGCUACCUCUGCGCCCGUCUCGCUACAGCCCGUGUGAAUGCGUGUGUGUCUGGGGGUGUGGUGUGGUGUGGUGUGUUUAUGCCUGGCUCAGGUAGACGCCGAGCAGGCGCCGCGUGGCGGCCGGCAGCUUCUCCUCCUCAGCGCUGCACACAAACAGUUUGUUUAACGCACAGAGAGGCCAUCGAUGGCUCGUGUGUGUGCUUGUGUGUGUGUGUGUGUGUGUGUGCAUCUUGUUUGUUUACGGUAGGUCCUUUCGCUUGGCGGCGAGGUACUUGCGGAUCUCCUUGGCCAACACCUUGCCCAACUCAACCCUUUCACACACAUCACACAUCACACAUCACACGUGUGAUGCCAUCACACGCGCCACUCCCUCCCUUGUCAAGCUGCCUCAGCUCACCCCCACUGGUCGAACGAGUUGAUGCUCCACAUGAACCCCUGAAGCAACGAACGAACAAAUCACAUACGUGUAUCUAUGGCUGGUGCUCUGAGAGCACUCUGUCUGCGGCCCCACGCCAUUAUCCUAUUCUUCUCUCUCUCACCUGUACGGCGGUUCGGUGCUCGUAGAGCGCCAGCAGGCACCCCAGGUAAUACGCGUUGGCCUCGGGGAACAGCAAACUACACACAACAGGACAGGACAGACACACACCAAGGAGAGAGAGAGCGAGGGAGAGAGAGAGAUGACAGGCAGCCCCGCCACACACCACACCGACUGACUAGCCGUCUCACUCAGGUACUCACCUGAGUGAGGGUUUGUCUCCCGGGAACGUCUUGUGCGGCACCAACUCGGGCGGCACGCCCUCGGCCGCGACCAAAUCAGCACUCUUGCCUGAUUUGUUUGAUCCACACACCAACAGGGAAACCGCACACGAACGAACCGUGAGUGAGGUGAGUGACGACAAUGACGACACGUCCGUCUGUCUGGGUGCUGUAUGCUCCCUGACCGAAUGCGAGUGCGUCGGGCUGUGCGAAGAAGUUGGACAUCAACUCGUCGUGGUUGGGCACCGGGUCGUUCUGAUGGAUGGACAGACACACACACACACAUGCACACAUAUGCACACACAAACACACACACACACACAUACCGCCACGAUAACAGGGUUUUGUGAGCGGCAGAACCCGAUGAAGUCGGCCGGCACCGUGCGGCCCUGAUGCAGCAGCUGGUAGAAACUACACACACACACACACACACACACACAAACACCACAACCACAUAGCAUCGAGAGAGGCAUCCAAUGUGUCUGUCUGUCGUGUGCCUUUAUGUGUAUGUGUGUGUUUAUGUUACCUGUGCUGUCCGUUGGUUCCCGGCUCGCCGAAGUCGAUUUCUCCGCACUGGUAGGGCAGCUCGAUGCAGUCGAUGCUCACGCGCUUGCCGUUGCUCUCCAUCGUCACCUGCUGAAUGUGAGCCGCAAACCUAAACCCACACACACACACACACAGAGAGAGAGAGAGAGUGUGUGUGUGUGUGAGUGCGUGUGUGAGGGGAACCUGAUGAGGGCCUGGCAGUAGGGGAGGAUGGCGUGGCAGGGGUAGUCGAGAAACGAGGCGUUCCACACGGACACCAGCCCCAUCAGCACCGGCAGGUUCUCCGAGAAGGCCGCCGUCUUGAAGUGGUCGUCCAUCGCAUUCGCACCUUCGCCACACCACACACACGCAGAGAGCAACAAGCCAUGCGAGCUGCAUGCCAUGGGUGUGGCGAUCUGACUGCUGACUGACUGACCCUGGAGGAACUGUGAGAUGACCUGCCAGCCGAAGUGGACGGCCAGCGGGAGGAUGCCCACGGCCGAGCAGACGGAGAAACGGCCGCCCACCCAGUCCCAAAAACCAAACACGUUGUCCGGGUUGAUGCCUUCACACACACCACACACACACUUUGGUAACUCUGUGUGAGUGUGUGUGUGUGUGUGUUUGUAUGUGUGUGUGUGUGUUAUACUGACCGAAUGCCGAAGUUUCCGAGAUGUUGGUGCUGACGGCAACCAUGUGGCGCGCUGCAGAUGUCACACAACAGCACAGCACAUAGGCCGCAUACAACCAUAUUGUGUCUGUCUGUGUGUGGUGUGUGGUGUGUGUUGGUCCUGCAGGCAGGCAGGCAGGCAGGCUUACAGACGGCAGCCUCGUUGUGCAGGCUCCGGAGUAGCCACUCCUUGAUGGUCCGGGCGUUGAGCAUCGUCUCGGCAGUCGUGAACGUCUUGGAGAUGAUGAUGAUCUGAACAUUCGAAUCAGAGAACGAAUCAGUGGCAGACAGACAGACAGACAGGUGGACGAUGCACAGCACACACCCACACACAGGCGGUCCAUCUCUCUCUGGCUGCUCUUCUUUCUCACCAGAGUGGUCUCGGCGUGGAACCCCUCGAGAGCACGCUUCACGUCAAUGGGAUCUACGUUGGCCAGAAACCUGCACACACACACACACACACACACAGACACAGACAGGCAUGGGCCCACUAUUGACUGUCUGCCUGUCUGUCUGUCCGGCCCAUCCCUCACCUCCCUCACCCCACCUCACCCCACCUGAGUCUGCGUCCAUGCGAUGCGGUGUGUGCCUCGGGGUCGGUGCGCAGCCCCUCGUACACAAACUCAGGGCCCAGGUAGGACCCCCCGAUGCCGAUGCAAAUCACGUCCUUCAGCGGCUUGCCGGUGUAACCAACCCACUCUCCUGACAGACAGACAGACCAACCACACCACACCACACACACCCACAACGACAGACACCAUCACGCCCGUCCGUCCUUUGCCGUUGUUUGUCGUGAUCUCACUCCACUCGCUUCUCCCUCCCUGAGCGACCGACCGGUGCGUAUCUGGUGUGCGAAUUUCUUCAUCCGCGAGAGGACGGCAUGCACCUCCGGGACGACGUUCUUGCCGUCAACCUCGAUGACCUGGUCGGGCCUGGCGCGGAGGGCCACGUGCAGGACGGCCCGGUUCUCGGUGACGUUGAUCUUCUGACCCGCAAACAUGGCCUUGAUCUUGUUGGCCAGGCCCAUCUCCUCCGCCAGCUGCAGCAGCAGCCGCAUCGUCUCGGGGGCAACCUUCUGACGGCAGUAGUCCAAAAAGAUGCCUGCAGAUGUGCAGGCACCAACACAGACACACAGCCACACCCACAGAACCGCAUGCGCCUCGCCUCGCGACACACACCGUCCCUCAUCCCCCAUCCCUCUCUCUCUCCGCUUGUGUUGUGUGUGCUGCCCCAGACCCACCCUGGAACUCAGCGGCGAGUUGCGAGUUGCGGUCGUCGCUCGACAGGAGGGUGGUCAGGUGGGUGGCCUUCAUCUCGGCUGCAUGCUGCACGGCAGCGCCGUACGAUGGGGCGUCGGCGAGGGUCGGCAUGCCGGGCGGUGGUCAAAUCGCUACUGAGAGAGAGGGAGGCCGGGAGGACGGCGGCCCGUGCACGUCAAGGCUCUACGAUAACAAAAAAGGCACGGCAGAGGGCUCCAAUAAGGCCUCCCUCACCGAUCGCUGGCAACUGCGAGC
Vitrella brassicaformis is the source of this 3485-nucleotide messenger RNA. Lineage: Eukaryota; Vitrellaceae. The record is from the annotation of a GenBank genome assembly.